This is a messenger RNA of Effrenium voratum, 2004 nucleotides long. The record is from the annotation of a GenBank genome assembly. NCBI's taxonomy places the organism in Eukaryota, Dinophyceae, Suessiales, Symbiodiniaceae.
AUGGUUCCCUGGGUGGAUGUGCACACGGCCACACGGCGGACCCGGGAGAAGGUGAUCGCGUCAACGUUCCUGCCCUACUGGAAUGCCGAAGGCAUCUUCCGCCAGCUGCCGGAGAGCGCGCAGCUCGGCCCGGGCUCCCCGGGCACCCCGGGCCCAGCUCCCGACCGAGCGAAGGUGGCGAAAGCCAAGGCGGCGCCGGGGUCCCACCGGGCGCAGCCCAAGCAAGGCCGCCCAGCCAAGCCCAAGCCCCGGCCGACGGCUGCGGCGCUACGUGGUGCGCAGAGUGCCGUGUCGGCAGGGCGCCUGGCUGCAGAGGUGCGGGGGCAGCUUUUGCAGCUGUGUGCGGCUGCAGGGCUGGAGCCGCCUGAGCUUCAGGGCGAGGUGGCCCGAGCGCCGCCGACCCCCACCCCGGCGCCAGUUGCUCCGGCGAUGUCGGCGCCGCCGCGGCGCCGGAGCUUGGCAUCGCAGCUGCGGCUGGCGGCGCAGCAGCGCGCGCGGGAGGAGUUGGAGCUGCGGAGGGCGCAAAGGCACUGCCGGGCGGCGGGCACGCAGACGGAGGAGGUCUACGAGAUUUGCCUGAGGGCAAGCCGUGAGGAGCCGCUGAAGCCCAAGUGUGCGGAAGCGCUGCUGGACCACCAUUGGCAUGUGGCGCCUGUGGCGCCUUCGCACGCGCCACCAUUCCAGGAGCUGUGGGUGGCGGACGCGCCACACGGCCACGUGGCAGAGCCAGACAUUGUGGUAGGUGAAGGUCAGGUAACUUCCACCUCUGGAAGUCCUGCCUCACCCCCCUUGCCACAGCUGGAGGCCAUGUCGACGUGGGAGGUUGUGCCUGCACUGCCGCAGGGUGUCAUGGCCAGUUCCCAGGUGCCGCAUGUUUGGCACCCGGCUCCUAGCCCCCCGACGGUGCCUGACGACAGCCCGGGCAGAGACUUUGCCUCGUCGCCCCGCGCGUUUCUCCCAGCCCGUUUGCCGCCCUUUGCGGCGCCUCGCGCGCCGCCGAGCGACCGCGGAGCGACGGCGACGGAUAAGGCGACGGCCUGUGACUAUGACGUCUCCGUACUGGAGGCGCUGCGCCGCAAGGGGGCGCGCACGCCAAUGCCUGGCCUAGAUGCUCCAAGCGCCCAAGCCGUCCCAACUACAGAGACCGCAAUUCAGGCUGCGCUUGGCGCGAGUGCUGAGAUGAGCGCGCGUGAGGCAAAGUGGGAGGAAGACUUGACGCGCCCUGCGCCCGAUGAUGGCCUCAGUGGCAGCCCUGGCAGCGCUCCCAAGCCUCCUGAAAGCCCAGCCGCCAGUUCCGCUGGCACUCCCCCUCCUAGUCCUCCUCCGGCCCCUGGCCCUCCACCCAGCUCGCCAGGGCCUGGCAGCUCGCCAGACACAGCAAUGGCGGACGGAGCCCACCCACCCAGCGCUGGGAGGCCCAGCGUCGCCUCGGAGGGCGAAGACGCUUCGCCUGGCCGGGAGGACCUCAUGGACGACCUCCCCGUGCUGCCUGCCUACCGCCCGCUGCCGCCCUUGGACGACACCCCGGUGCCGGCCGCAGGAACGCCGGCUGCGCCGCAGCUGGCACCCAGGCAGCUGGAGCAGCAGUUCUACAGCAGCCUGCAGAUUUUGGACAGCGUUCAGGCGCACCUCACGGAGGUGGACCUCUUGGCGCAGCACAAGGCGUUGCGGCAGCAGCACCGGCUGGAGCUCGAAGCCCAAUCGAGGAAAGAGCGGAAGGAAGGGCUGGAAGCGCAGGUAGCGCAGCAGGCGCAGCUGGAGUCGGCCCUCGCGUGGCUGGAGGCCAUGCGCCGGUCGCAGCAGCAGCUACUGGAGCAGUUCCAGUGCUCAGAGGCCUCGGCGGCGGAGGAGCGCGCAGCUUGGCGCCGGGAGAUGGCCGCAAGGGAGCUGCAGCGGCAAGAGGAGGCGGACCUCUUAGAGGUGGAACGCUUGGAGAAGGAGCAGUCCAUCCUGGAGCGGCGCAGGGAGCUGCUGCUGCUGCUGGGCGGCGGCUUUCAGACCUGA